CGUUGACGUGAGUUUGAAUCCUCCGGCCGCUGGUGCCGCAGAGAGCGGAGACUCCCGGCCGCUGUGGCCGCUGUCGGACGCUCCGCUGUCGGUGAGAGAGGAGCGCGGAGCCGCCGUGGCGCGUACGUGUAACUGGCCAUGACGACGGAUCCAGGCUCAGAAUCGGAGCAGUCGCACACAGAAUCCAAACGAGCGCAGACCGACGACACGCAGCGGCCGGCAUCAGGAGGCGGCCUGGACGCACAGCAGCAGGGUCAGUCAGAGGUCAGAUCGCCUCAUCAGCAGCAGCACGAGGACGACUACGUUUCCCAGAAGUCUUUGAGCAGCAGACUCUCCUGGUCAGCGCUAGGCAGGACUCAGCGACUGAAGGUCAUGGAGUGUAAGGUCAGACUGCUGGAUGGCACUGACUACACCUGCACCGUGGAGAAAAGAGCGAAAGGUCAGGUGCUGUUCGAUAAGGUUUGCGAUCACCUGAAUCUCCUGGAGAAGGACUAUUUCGGCAUUACACACCGGGACGCUGAAAACCAGAAGAACUGGCUGGACACUUCCAAAGAGAUGAAGCAGCAGAUCAUCACUGGUCCCUGGAACUUUGCCUUCAGUGUGAAGUUUUAUCCUCCCGAUCCAUCGCAGCUCUCCGAGGACAUCACCAGGUAUUACCUGUGUCUGCAGCUGAGGGACGACGUGGUUUCUGGGCGUUUGCCGUGUUCUUUCGCCACUCACAGCGUGUUGGGCUCCUACACGGUUCAGUCGGAGCUGGGUGACUAUGACUCUGAGCUGCAGGGAUCCGCUCAUCUCAGCGACAUACGUUUGGCCCCGAACCAGACCAAAGAGCUGGAGGAGAAAGUCCUGGAGCUUCACCGCAGCUGCAAAGGACCGCCAGCUAGUGCUCUGGGAGAUAUGAGGGUGACAGUAAGAGCUUCUCCACCGGGCCACGCCCCAUGGACCUCUCACUCCUUCCGCAGCGUUUGUCCUGUGCGGCUGCUGAGUGAUUCUGCUGGGCUGUCUUAUGGUGGUCCUAGCAUUUCAUUUGAUGUGCCGCCGGGGGAUCAGAUGACAAUUGCAGCAUCGGGGGAUGAACUAUUGACCUCUGUGGAUGAAGAUUCGGCAGGGCUGCCCCCCCUCGGGUGUUGUCGCCACUGCCGAAUUGGACCCAGAGUUGAUGGCCGUGCUUGCCCGGGCAGCCGAUUAAACACAACAGCAUUUAUGCAUUUGAAUGGCGUCCAGGUUGUGCGCAGCAGCUCAUAUGAUCAUAAACGAAGGAUCUCUCGCUCUGCUGUUCUGAUUGGCUGCUGCAGCCCAUCUCUCUCUCUCUCUCUCUCUCUCUCUCUCUCUCUCUCUCUCUCUCUGUCUCUCGCCCCUCCUCUGCUGGCUCAGCUGCUCGGGAGGCUGUUUGAGUGUUUAGCAGAGGUGCAGGAGGAGGAUUCGGAGGCUGUGGAGAUCAUGCUGGGAGUUUGUUCCAGCGGCCUCCUCGUCUACAGAGAUAAACUGCGCAUCAAUCGCUUCGCCUGGCCCAAAAUACUCAAGAUCUCCUACAAGAGGAACAACUUCUACAUCAAGGUGCGGCCGGGAGAGCUGGAACAGUUCGAGAGCACCAUCGGAUUUAAACUGCCCAAUCACAAAGCAGCAAAGCGACUGUGGAAAGUUUGUGUGGAGCAUCACACCUUCUUCAGGCUGGUUUCUCCUGAAGCUCCUCCCAAGCGCUUCCUGUCGUUGGGCUCAAAGUUCCGCUACAGCGGCCGAACACAAGCGCAGACUCGCCGAGUGAGCGCUCAGAUCUCACGCGCCGCGCCGCAGUUCCAGCGAUCGGCCAGCAGGCGGCACACCGUCACAGCCAGCAUGGACAGCACGCCAGCGACGGUGAGCCGUGACGACGAGAAGAACGCCAAACCCGCUGUUGCUACGGAUGACCUCAUCGCCAUGGAAACGCCGGAGAAGAAAGCAGAGGAGAUGAACUCAGUGGAGGAGGAGAAUAAAGCCAACAGUGACGAAGCAGAACAAGCCCCGCCCCCCUCCGUCACCAAGUCUUGUCUGUACUCAUCGGAUCCGUUGGGAUCUGAGCUCUCCCUCCCGUCUUCUCCCGUCUCGUCCACCAAAGUGCGCAGGAGACGCAGGGAAAGCAGCCGCAAGCGCGCCUCCUCCGUCAGUCCGGCCAAAACCACGGCGGGCUGCCGGCGCCGUCAGGCCCAAGCGGACCGUAAAGUGGCUCUUCUGGAGGAACAAGCGCUGCUUCUGUCCGCACGCAAACAGAGACUGAACCAGAGCCGCAGCAGAGGCGGCACGCUCUUCUCCUUCUCUCUGCACUUCCCCGAUCUGUCCUCGCUGCUGGAUGAGGACGGUUACCUGAGCUUCCCCGACCUCACCGAGCUGCGCUUUCUUCCCGAGAGCCUGCAUCACUUCAUGCCCAUCAAAUCUCCGUCGCUCAUCCCCUGCUUCCUCUUCAUCUUCUUCUUCCUGCUCUCCACCUCGUUCUCUGUGCCGUACGCACUCACGCUCUCCUUCCCGCUGGCGCUGUGUCUCUGCUAUCUGGAGCCCAAGGCCGCGUCGCUCGGCUCGUCUCUGGCGCAGGGCUUCCAGGACAGUUCUGACGACGAGACCGACAGCGAUCAAACCAACUUCACUUGUGAUGACGACACAUCGGCAACUGAGUCUGACUUUGAGGACAACUUUGACAUGAGGACACAGGUAUCGAGACUCUAUGGUGUUUUGAGAACACAGAAACCAGUUUAAGGUGGUUUGAUGGUCUUGUAUGAGUGAGCUGGUUAGGAUGAGAAACCAGCUAAACCAGCAAAGACCAGCAAACCUGCUUAGGCCGGUUUGAAGCCAAGAACCAUCCAUCAUCACCAUGUUUUUGCUUUUGUUUUAUUAGUCAAACGUGUCGUAACCAGUAGCAGAAACCGCUCUGAUGUGGAUUUGGUUGCUGAAAGGGUUUUACUUUAG
Sinocyclocheilus grahami is the source of this 2937-nucleotide messenger RNA. RefSeq names its product band 4.1-like protein 3. The transcript is spliced from 16 exons. Bases 139 to 2727 code for a protein of 862 amino acids. Gene Ontology annotation, cellular component: plasma membrane; cytoskeleton. Gene Ontology annotation, biological process: actomyosin structure organization. Lineage: Eukaryota; Metazoa; Chordata; Actinopteri; Cypriniformes; Cyprinidae. The record is from RefSeq and is a predicted model, not a curated record.